AUGUCUAUCGUAGCUUUAAAAAAUGCAGUAGUGAAAGUUAUCUCAUCAAAUGCUGAUAAUAAGAACAAUACUCAACAACAGCAAACUCAAAAUACAUCCUCAUACGGUUCAAUAACCACUAAUAAUGAUAACAACAAUAAUAAUAGUAAUAAUCUUGGUCAACAACCAGAUUUAGAACAAGGACUUAGCCCCUCAACAAAAUCAUUAAACUACGAUGUCGAUUCUUCAAGAUCUUCAAACAAUAACGAUUCAAACGUUGGUAUCUUCGAUUCUCUAGAUCCAAGAAUGAUAAGUGAUCUAAUCAUAGGUCUAAGUGACGGUUUAACUGUCCCAUUCGCUCUUACCGCAGGGUUAUCUUCACUAGGUGAUUCUAAAUUAGUCAUUACGGGUGGGUUCGCAGAAUUAAUAUCUGGAGCCAUAUCAAUGGGUCUUGGUGGUUAUUUAGGUGCCAAGAGUGAAUCUGACUAUUAUCAUGCUGAAGUUAAACAAGAACGUAGAAAGAUUUUUGAAAAUCAAAAUUUAAUUUAUCAUGAAGUGGAAGAUAUUUUGAUUCAAAUUAAUCCGGAUUUUUCUGAAGAAACUAUAUUAUCUUUCAUUAAAGAUUUACAAUCAAAUCCAGAUCUUAUGUUAGAUUUCGUUGUUAGAUAUGGGAAGGGAUUAGAGGAACCUGCUGAGAAUAGACAAUUUAUAAGUGCAAUGACCAUAGGAGGUGGGUAUCUAAUAGGUGGGUUUGUACCAUUGUUUCCUUAUUUCUUUGUGACGAGUGUUCAUCAAGGAUUGAUAUAUUCUAUAAUAGUUAUGGCUGUGACUUUAUUCCUCUUUGGGUAUUUUAAGGCUCAAAUUUCAAUGGGGGAUGUUUCUACUUUCCCAAGAAAGAUCGGUGAAGGUGUUGAAAUGAUGACUGUGGGUGGUGUAGCUGCAGCUGCAGCUUGGUUCUUUGUUAAAUUACUAGGUUAA
This is a messenger RNA of Naumovozyma dairenensis CBS 421, 957 nucleotides long. RefSeq names its product Ccc1p (gene CCC1). NCBI's taxonomy places the organism in Eukaryota, Fungi, Ascomycota, Saccharomycetes, Saccharomycetales, Saccharomycetaceae. Gene Ontology annotation, molecular function: manganese ion transmembrane transporter activity; iron ion transmembrane transporter activity. The coding region runs from base 1 to 957 and encodes 318 amino acids. The record is from RefSeq and is a predicted model, not a curated record. Gene Ontology annotation, cellular component: fungal-type vacuole membrane. Gene Ontology annotation, biological process: intracellular manganese ion homeostasis. The transcript has a single exon.